AUUCAGCACCUAGGACUGCAGACUGCUUCUACAAACAUUUAUGAAAGAAUGGCUCGCUCUCAGGAGCUCAGUGAAUUCAAGCGUGGUACAAUAAUAGGUUGCCACCUGUGCAAUAAGUCCAUCCCUGAAAUUUCCUUGCUACUAAAUAUUCCACAGUCAACUGUUAGUGAUAUUAUAACAAAGUGGAAGUAACUGGGAACAGCAACAACUCAGCCAUGAAGUGGUAGGCCACAUAAAAUGACAGAGGGGGGUCAGCACAUGCUGAAGCGCACAGUGUGCAGAAGUCGCCAACUGUCUGCAGAGUCAGUAGUUACAGACCUCCAAACUUCAUGUGGCCUUCAGAUCGGUACAAUAACAGUGCGUAGAGAGCUUCAUGGAAUGGGUUUCCAUGGCCAAGCAGCUGCAUCCAAGCCUUACAUCAUCAAGUGCAAUGCAAAGCAUCGGAUGCAGUGGGUGUAAAGCAAGCUGCCACUGGAGAUGAGAACAAUACUUGCCUGACUGCAUUGUGCCAAGUGUAAAGCUU
This is a messenger RNA of Staurois parvus, 523 nucleotides long. NCBI's taxonomy places the organism in Eukaryota, Metazoa, Chordata, Amphibia, Anura, Ranidae. The record is from the annotation of a GenBank genome assembly.